Molecule: messenger RNA, 3617 nt
Organism: Otolemur garnettii (small-eared galago)
Lineage: Eukaryota; Metazoa; Chordata; Mammalia; Primates; Galagidae
Gene: OSBPL8
Product: oxysterol binding protein like 8
Exons: 25
Coding region: 453-3080 (875 amino acids)
Cellular component (GO): cytosol; membrane; intracellular membrane-bounded organelle
Molecular function (GO): cholesterol binding
Source: RefSeq, a predicted model, not a curated record
CCCAGAAAGGCGGCGACUAGGCCGAUGACAACAUUAGGCCGCGACGCGCUCCUGGCUGGGCGGCGGUGUUAGCGGCAGCCCGGGCGGCUGUGGCGUUAGCUUUGCCGCCGCCGACAGCCGGCAGGCGGAGGGAAGGUGGGAGCCUGCUCUGGCGGGCCGACAGCGGGACCAGAGUUCCCGCCCGGCUUCGCGGGCCGCGCCGGCGGCGCCCCAGUUGCACCUAGACAGCGCCCUCAGUCUGGGCUCGCGCUCCAGCUGCCGCCGGCGACAGCCGUCAAGAGAAGUUGGGGUCCGACCCGACGAGUGCAGGGCCCCGGACCGCGGCGUCUUUGCGGCUCCAGAGGAACCGGCUCGCUGCCUCCCGCCUCGCUGGACGCCCGCACCGGAUUUGCAGAUAUUCAGGAUGGCUGAACAAUAAUAGAAAGAGAAGCAUAAACCUAUCUUCUUUCAUUAUGGAGACAGGUUUGGCAGAUGGAGAGCCUGACCGAACUUCGAUCUUGCCAUAUUCAGAAGUUGCUGAAGUUCAAGAGACACUUCUUGGUGAUAGCAAAGAUGUCCUUGGGCCAUCAAAUGUUAUAGCAAACAGUGAGGAAGCUCAACUUCUAACCCCAGGAAAGAUGAGUCAGCGCCAAGGGAGAGAAGCUUAUCCAACACCAACCAAAGAUUUGCAUCAGCCAUCUCUUAGUCCAGCAAGUCCUCAUAGCCAGGGUUUUGAAAGAGGGAAGGAAGAUAUUUCUCAAAAUAAAGAUGAGUCUUCACUUUCUAUGUCAAAGAGUAAGUCUGAAUCUAAACUUUAUAAUGGCUCGGAGAAGGACAGCUCAACUUCAAACAAGCUCACAAAGAAAGAAUCUCUUAAGGUGCAAAAGAAAAAUUACCGAGAAGAAAAGAAAAGAGCUACAAAGGAGUUACUCAGUACAAUCACAGACCCUUCUGUCAUUGUUAUGGCUGACUGGCUGAAGAUUCGUGGUACACUAAAGAGCUGGACCAAGUUGUGGUGUGUGUUGAAACCUGGGGUGCUACUGAUCUAUAAAACCCAAAAAAAUGGUCAGUGGGUAGGAACAGUCCUUCUGAAUGCCUGUGAAAUCAUUGAGCGUCCAUCAAAAAAGGAUGGCUUUUGUUUCAAACUUUUCCAUCCUUUGGAACAAUCUAUUUGGGCAGUAAAGGGUCCAAAAGGUGAAGCAGUUGGAUCCAUAACUCAGCCCCUCCCUAGCAGUUACUUGAUCAUCCGAGCUACUUCAGAGUCUGAUGGAAGGUGCUGGAUGGAUGCUUUGGAGUUGGCUUUGAAAUGUUCUAGUCUUCUAAAACGUACAAUGAUCAGGGAGGGAAAGGAACAUGACCUGAGCAUUUCAUCAGAUAGCACACAUGUGACUCUGUAUGGCUUGUUACGUGCUAACAAUCUCCACAGCGGUGACAACUUUCAGUUAAAUGAUAGUGAAAUUGAACGACAACAUUUUAAGGACCAAGAUAUGUAUUCCGAUAAAUCUGAUAAAGAAAAUGAUCAAGAACAUGAUGAGUCUGACAAUGAGGUGCUGGGGAAAAGUGAAGAAAGUGACACAGAUACAUCAGAAAGGCAAGAUGACUCGUACAUUGAGCCUGAGCCUGUGGAGCCUUUGAAGGAAACUACCUACACUGAGGAGAGCCACGAAGAGCUUGGGGAGGCUGGUGAGGCUUCUCAAACAGAAACUGUGUCUGAAGAAAACAAAAGCCUUAUCUGGACACUGUUGAAACAAGUUCGUCCUGGCAUGGACCUGUCCAGGGUGGUUUUGCCUACAUUUAUUUUGGAACCUCGUUCUUUCCUGGAUAAACUUUCAGAUUACUACUAUCAUGCAGAUUUCCUUUCUGAGGCUGCUCUUGAAGAAAAUCCUUAUUUCCGUUUGAAGAAAGUAGUGAAAUGGUAUUUGUCAGGAUUCUAUAAAAAGCCAAAGGGACUGAAGAAACCUUAUAAUCCUAUACUUGGUGAGACUUUCCGCUGUUUAUGGAUUCAUCCCAGGACAAACAGCAAAACUUUUUAUAUUGCUGAACAGGUGUCCCAUCAUCCACCAAUAUCUGCCUUUUAUGUUAGUAACCGAAAAGAUGGAUUUUGCCUUAGUGGUAGUAUCCUGGCUAAGUCCAAGUUUUAUGGAAACUCAUUAUCUGCAAUAUUAGAGGGAGAAGCACGAUUAACUUUCUUGAAUAGAGGUGAAGAUUAUGUAAUGACAAUGCCAUAUGCUCAUUGUAAAGGAAUUCUUUAUGGCACAAUGACACUGGAGCUUGGAGGAACAGUCAAUAUUACAUGUCAAAAAACUGGAUACAGUGCAAUACUUGAAUUUAAACUAAAGCCAUUUCUAGGGAGUAGUGAUUGUGUUAAUCAAAUAUCAGGGAAACUUAAAUUGGGAAAAGAAGUCUUAGCUACUUUGGAAGGCCACUGGGAUAGUGAAGUUUUUAUUAAUGACAAAAAGACUGAUAAUUCAGAGGUUUUCUGGAAUCCAACACCUGACAUUAAGCAAUGGAGAUUAAUAAGGCACACUGUAAAGUUUGAAGAACAAGGAGAUUUUGAAUCAGAAAAACUCUGGCAACGGGUAACUCGAGCCAUAAAUGCCAAAGACCAAACAGAAGCUACUCAAGAGAAGUAUGUUUUAGAAGAAGCUCAAAGACAAGCUGCCAGAGAUCGAAAGACAAAAAAUGAAGAAUGGACUUGCAAGUUAUUUGAACUUGAUCCACUCACAGGAGAAUGGCAUUACAAGUUCGCAGAUCUACUGGUUAGUGUCCCAAAAAUGAAACAUAAGCCAACCAGGCAACAGAAGAAAGUAGCAAAAGGAUAUUCUUCCCCAGAACCUGAUAUCCAAGACUCAUCUGGCAGUGAAGCUCAAUCAUUAAAACCAAGUACAAGAAGAAAGAAAGGGAUAGAACUGGGAGACAUUCAAAGUUCCAUCGAAUCUAUAAAACAAACACAGGAGGAAAUUAAAAGAAAUAUUAUGGCUCUUCGAAAUCAUUUAGUUUCAAGCACACCUGCAACGGAUUAUUUUCUACAGCAAAAAGACUACUUCAUCAUUUUCCUCCUGAUUUUGCUUCAAGUCGUAAUAAACUUCAUGUUUAAAUAGAAGUUCUCUACUUGUUGAAUCAAUGAACUAGAAAAAUGAGAUUUUUCCUAGGACCAAUGACUAAGUUGGUUUGGUCUUUAUUAAAACAUCACAAAAUUUCAAAAACCCUAGGGGAUAAAUGUAGAGGUGUUAAUCUUUCAUAUCUUUUAUCCUUGACCUGAAAUGAGCUAUCCUAUUUGGUUAUUAAAGUGACCUGUGUAUUAAGUGCCAGGACAUUUCUAGCUUUCGUGAAAAUGUGUCUACAUGUGAGUAUAAUAAAUCUACAUGUAUACACAUUUGUCUCUUAUGUACUCUUACCUGAUAGUAGUCUUUGUAUUCUGUGGUAUGUUCUUAGAUAUAACAUUAACAUUGUUCGUAACAAAAAUGCUAUCACUCUUAUAAAUAUAUGUAAUCUAUUUUCUUCAUAAAACAGGCACAAAGCUUUUAUCAAUAAGGAAUUAUAGACUGAGAAAUGAUGGAAUAAUAGACAUGAAUAACUCAGUACAUUGUACUGUUAAAAUAAUUUCCAAACACCCAGCUCAAUUGUCUUCUUAUAAA